Molecule: messenger RNA, 3148 nt
Organism: Hyla sarda
Lineage: Eukaryota; Metazoa; Chordata; Amphibia; Anura; Hylidae
Gene: ELMO2
Product: engulfment and cell motility 2
Exons: 22
Coding region: 207-2405 (732 amino acids)
Biological process (GO): cell motility; actin filament organization
Source: RefSeq, a predicted model, not a curated record
CGGCUGACCACGCCCCGCCUGCCGUUGGCUUCCCUGCGUUUCACACUUUGAGUGACAGUUCCCCCGCAUCAAUGAGCACGCGUUUCGGGGGAAAGCCCGCCCCCGGGGCGUUACCACGGCAACAAGACUGAAGGGAGCGGCGGAGCCGGGAAGAGAGCCGAGUGAGAGCUCCAGCGGAAGGCUGGGCAGCAAAGCCACCAGGCGCAAUGCCUCCCCCGCCGGACAUCGUGAAGGUAGCCAUUGAGUGGCCUGGAGCUAAUGCCCAGCUGAUUGAAAUAGACCAGAAACGGCCCCUGGCAUCAAUUAUCAAGGAGGUGUGUGAUGGGUGGUCCUUACCCAACCCAGAAUAUUAUGCCUUUCGCUAUGCGGACGGCCCCCAGCUAUAUAUAACUGAACAGACUCGUGGAGACAUAAAGAACGGAACUAUUUUACGGCUGGCCGUAUCGCCGUCUCGUGCAGCCCGCCAGCUCCUGGAGAGGAUACAAUGCUCCAGCAUGGAUUCCCGGCUUGAUGCAAUGAAGGAACUGGCUAAGCUUUCUGCAGACACUACUUUUGCUACCGAGUUCAUUAAUAUGGAUGGAGUGACUGUCCUCACCCGCCUGGUUGAAGGAGGCACAAAGCUCUUGUCACAUUACAGUGAGAUGUUAGCCUUUACACUGACCGCCUUCUUGGAAUUGAUGGAUCACGGCAUAGUCUCUUGGGACAUGGUCUCUCUAAUCUUUAUAAAGCAGAUCUGUGGCUAUGUCUCCCAGCAGUCAGUGGAUGUCUCUAUUCUGCAGCGGUCUUUAGCUAUAUUAGAGAGUAUGGUAUUAAACAGCCAGGCUCUGUACCAUAAGAUCGCAGAGGAAAUCACCGUGGGUCAACUUAUUUGCCACCUGCAAGUCUGUAACCAGGAGAUCCAGACGUACGCCAUUGCGCUCAUCAACGCCCUAUUUCUGAAGGCGCCAGAGGAAAAGCGACAGGAGAAGCCCCAGAGUCUCAUGGAAGUUCCUGUUAGUGAAAUGGCGAAUAUCUUCGUACAGAAGCAUCUCCGAUCUAUUAUUCUUAAUCAUAUUAUUCGAGGAAAUCGGCCAAUCAAGACAGAAAUGGCGCAUCAGCUGUAUGUGCUUCAGGUGCUGACCUUUAACCUCCUGGAGGAACGGAUGAUGACUAAAAUGGACCCCAAUGACCAGGCUCAGCGAGACAUAAUAUUUGAGCUCAGAAGAAUUGCAUUUGAUGCUGAAUCUGAUGGGAGUGGAGUGUCUGGAAGCGGUACUGAAAAACGCAAAGCUAUGUACAGCAAGGACUACAAGAUGCUUGGCUUCACUAAUCAUGUCAACCCAGCUUUGGAUUUCAUUCAGACGCCCCCUGGCAUGCUGGCGCUGGACAACAUGCUGUACCUGGCAAAGUUUCAUCAGGACACUUACGUUAGGAUUGUCUUAGAGAACAGCAGUAGAGAAGAUAAGCACGAAUGCCCGUUUGGACGCAGCGCCAUAGAGCUGACCAAAAUGUUAUGCGAGAUUCUGCAGGUUGGAGAACUGCCCAACGAAGGGCGUAAUGAUUAUCACCCCAUGUUCUUCACACACGAGAGGGCGUUCGAGGAGUUUUUCUGUAUCUGCAUCCAGUUGCUUAAUAAGACCUGGAAGGAGAUGAGAGCCACCGCCGAGGACUUCAAUAAGGUAAUGCAGGUAGUAAGAGAGCAGAUUACCCGUGCUCUGCCCUCAAAACCCAACUCGCUGGAGCAGCUGAAAAACAAGCUUCGUAGUUUGAGUUACACAGAAAUUCUUCGCCUGCGUCAGUCUGAGAGGCUGAGCCAGGACGACUUCCAGUCUCCCCCCAUUGUUGAAUUGCGGGAGAAAAUCCAACCUGAAAUCCUGGAAUUGAUCAAACAGCAGCGGCUGAACCGUCUGUGUGAAGGAAGCAGCUUCCGGAAGAUCGGUAACCGGCGGAGGCAAGAGAGGUUUUGGUUCUGCCGUUUGGCCCUAAAUCAUAAGGUUUUGCACUACGGAGACUUGGAGGAGAACGCACAAGGGGAGGUGCCGUAUGAAUCCCUGCAGGAGAAGAUCCCGGUUGCUGAUAUAAAGGCUGUGCUGACUGGAAAGGACUGUCCGCACAUGAAGGAGAAGAGCGCCCUGAAGCAGAAUAAGGAGGUGCUGGAAUUGGCUUUCUCCAUAUUGUAUGAUCCAGAUGAGACCCUGAACUUCAUUGCACCAAAUAAGUAUGAGUACUGUAUCUGGAUUGACGGAGUGAAUGCUCUCCUGGGGAGAGAGAUGAGCAGUGAGCUGACCCGCAGUGACAUGGACACUUUGCUCAGUAUGGAGAUGAAGCUGCGUCUGCUGGAUCUGGAGAACAUACAGAUUCCCGAGGUGCCUCCCCCCAUCCCCAAAGAGCCCAGCAGCUAUGACUUUGUCUACCACUAUGGCUGAUGCGGAGCACGACAUGGAGGACAUGCACGCCCACUAUUGUGGGGAGACACCUCUCAUUAACAAGCAGUAUAACAAAGCAGGUCUGCCCUGAGGGAAGGGGGGGCUUAUGUAUUACAGAACCAUGCCCGCCACAGGCCCAGUCCUCAGAAGAGCUCCCAUUGGACAGAUAGCUGCAGCUCUACAGAAGAGCAGCGGGUCUCCCAUGACGUUCCGGGUUACGGUUCUCGCCUACCAGCUGCCCUCUUUUCUCCAUGUUUUUACUAGGUACUGAAGAAGGCUGCUUAUACUAUGGUCAGUAGCUGUGUAGGGUCCAAAUCCGUUCAGUUCCAUAUUUGCCUUAAUAUUAGAGAUUGCUUAUCCAAGCAAAUUGCUGCUUACUACCAUCCCCCUCCAGAAUGGAGCGCGGCACCAUCACCGCGCUAUGAACAAGCACAACCGGUUCUCUUCUUUCUUAUAGUCAGGGAGGCAUUUUCCGUCUUGUUACAGGAUCUGCUUCUCUUUAAACAAGUUUUUUUUUUUUCAUUUUUAACCACUUCCUCUCUAAGAGGUCGCUGCAAACCGGGGAGGAAUUUUUUUUUUUGUUUUUCUUCGUUUAGGUACAUAAACCUUCUUGAUGUGGUACGAAUCUCAUCCCACGUAACUGUAAAUGACCACUGGGAGGGAGCGUUUGAAUGUUACUGAUAUGUCAAGGUACAGGAGGCUGACAUCCAAAAUAAUAUGUAAUGUUACUAAUAAAUAAUUGA